AUGUCCUUCACACCAACCAGUACGGUUACCGAUAGGAACAGCCUAAAUUCGCUCGACAGUGCGGAAAAGGGCCUGUGUGGUAGUGCACUCAAGUCGACAGCACCUGGGUUUGUGUACAUAGAACCGAGAAGGUCCUUACUGGCUCCCCCAUCAUUCCCAGUCUCUCCUGUACACCACGGCAUAACGCCCCGUGCAAGCGUACCCGAUUUCUCACUCGCCGGCCUAUCGUCAUGCGGACAAAAGCCUACUGGUGACAAGCCCAAGACUACUGUCAAGGAGACGAUUACGGAAAAGCCAAAAAAGCCCAAAGUCAGUCGAUGGAUUAUGUUCAAGCUCUGGUUCAACACGUACCGAAAGUUCUUCACACUCGUUGUCGUGCUGAACUUCGUGGGCAUUGUUUGCGCAGCAACCAACCACUUCACUUAUGCCGAAAACCAUCUCGGCGCUUUGGUAUUGGGCAAUUUGCUCUGUGCAGUCUUAAUGCGAAAUGAGCUUUGGUUGCGCUUCCUAUACAUGGUUGCCAUAUAUGGUUUGAGCUGGACACCGAUUCCCGUGAAGUUGGCAAUAGUCUCUAUACUCCAGCAUGUCGGAGGCAUUCACUCUGGAUGCGCUCUAUCUGGUGCUGCUUGGCUCGUCUAUAAGAUUGUCGACAUCAUCAAGUACCGUGCCAUACAGCACCCUGCAGUCAUUGUCAGCGGCAUCAUUACGAACGUGCUCAUUGUAAUUUCCAUCUUGAGCGCUUUCCCCUGGGUACGAAACACCUAUCACAACGUUUUCGAGAGACACCACCGCUUUGUUGGAUGGCUAGGUCUUGCAAUGACAUGGGUUUUCGUGAUCAUGGGAAACACCUACGACAUCAAGCGUGGAGAGUGGAGAAGCGAUGCUCACAGUCUUCUCAGUUCACAAGAACUUUGGUUUGCUGUCUUCAUGACAGUCUUUAUCCUCAUUCCCUGGCUCACACUUCGCGAAGUACCCGUCGAAGUUGAGAUUCCCUCACCCAAGGUUGCAGUCCUCAAGUUCGAGCGCGGCAUGCAGCAAGGUCUUCUCGGCCGCAUCAGCCGCACAUCCAUCAUGGAAUACCAUGCUUUUGGCAUCAUCAGCGAAGGCCGCAAGUCCGGCUGCCACUACAUGAUUUGCGGUGUGCAAGGUGACUUCACUAGAGGCCUCGUUGCCAACCCGCCCAAAACCGUGUGGACACGGCAAUUGAAAUUCGCGGGACCCGGACACGCCUCUGCCAUGUUUAAACGAGGCAUUCGCAUCUGCACCGGCACAGGCAUCGGCGCUGCACUCUCAACCUGCAUCCAAUCGCCAAACUGGUUCUUGAUCUGGAUCGGCUCAGACCAAGAGCGCACAUUUGGACCCACCGUCACGGGCCUGAUCCACAAGCACAUCGAGCCCGAGCGCAUGAUUCUGUGGGACAGCAAGAAGCGAGGCGGCCGCCCGGAUACGAUGGCUCUACUGCGCGAUACAUGGAAGAGCUUCGGCGCCGAAGUCAUCUUCAUCACAAGUAACAUGCAAGGCAACGAUGAGAUGAUGCAGGGUUGUGCACAGGAAGGUAUGCAUGCUUUUGGGACCCUGUGGGACUUUUAA
Messenger RNA from Bipolaris victoriae FI3, 1590 nucleotides. RefSeq lists its product as hypothetical. The record is from RefSeq and is a predicted model, not a curated record. Lineage: Eukaryota; Fungi; Ascomycota; Dothideomycetes; Pleosporales; Pleosporaceae. The transcript is spliced from 8 exons. The coding region runs from base 1 to 1590 and encodes 529 amino acids.